UACAAAAUCAAGAUAAACUUAAUUUUUUUUCCACAAAAAUAAAGCAAUAAAAUAUGUGAAAAAUUGUCUUUAAAAUUUAACAAAAAUUGUAGGAUAUUUAUAAUAUUUUAUAUUAAUUUAUUUACACAUUAUUUUAUUAUAAAUUUAAAAAAGAAUUUAAAUUUUUUCUAUUGUCUAAAUUAAUUUAAUUAUUAUUAUUUAAUUAUUAUUAUUUACUCAAAAUUAUACUUCAUAUUUAUUUCAAUUUAUUUUCUCUUUCUUUAAUUUUUGUUUUUAUUUUGACACAAAAUGGAGAAUCCUUUGUUUACAUUUGUUGUACUCACUUGAGCACACUUCAGAUCAAUGAAAUCAAUAACACGUGGUUGUUGUUAGUUUGUUACCCACCUGUGUUGACUCCAGUGGUUUCACACAGUUUCACAAAAACUCCAUAUUAAAAAAAAACUCCAACUGUGAAGGCUGUGAGUCACUCUGUUAAACAAUUUGUGAAAAACCUGACAAGCAACUAAUAAACCUCAAAAUCAAUUUAAAUUAAGGAGCAAUUAUGCCGGUUGACAGUGAUCAUUUGAUAUGUCCUCUUGACAAACAUCAUGUCAUUCUAAAACACAGAAUGCAAAUUCAUCUUGUCAAGUGUGAAAAGAAUCAUGAUAUGACUAAAAAAUCAAAAUGUCCUUACAACAAUACUCACAUUGUUGAUAAAAUUGUUUUUCAGCAUCAUAUUGAGACUUGUCCUGAUGCCAAAAGUUUUAAUGAAUAUGUGUACAAUACUGAUGAAAAAAGACUGCCUGGUAUUCUUCCACUUGAAGAUAUAAUAAAACGACAAGAAGAUUUUGUUUGUGAUGAAGAAAGUUGGGAUUCUCCAAUAAAUGGACCUGGUUAUGAUCCUUUCAAGUGUUCUGAGAAUAAAGCUGUAUUUAGACAAUUACCAACUUCAACAAGUAAAAGUGGAAGAAAGGCUUUUCGUGAAGCUGAAAGAAAACGUCAUGCUGAACUUGAAAAUAUUGGUGUUCCUCGUCAUGUAGGCUUGAAUAAUGACAAUAAAUCAUCGACAUUUAGUGAAUCAAAUUCACAAUUAAGACGUCCAAAUACUGAAUCAAAAACAAUGCUUACUUCAAGUUCAUCACAAACAACUUUACCAAGUAUUAAACAAGAAGUUGAUAAUAAAAAUCAGAAUGCAGAAAAUAAACUUGACGAUUUUGCUGAAAAUAAUAUUGAAAAUAUUGCUGAUAAUUUGGAAAAGAUUACAUUGAAUGAUCAUAAAAUUAAAGAGGAACAAUUUGAUAAAGAUUUUCCAGUACUUGGUGGUGCUAAGCAAAAGUUUACAGUUGUUAAAAAUAAAAAAUCAUUUAAAAAACGUUCUGUUCUUUCACCUCUGUCGUCAGCCAACAAUGACAAGAAUGCCAACAACAUAUAAAAUUGAAAAAUAUCUAAAAAGACAAACAAUCAUUUAAAUAUUUACUCCAAAAAAAAAAAAAAAAAUGAUUUGUUUUGUUGUCAAUGAACUUACUGGGAUUUUAUUAUUAUUUUAUUUUAUUUUCAAUUGUAAUUUUUCAUAUUUUUUUGACAGUAAGUUAGUUGUCAUUUUUGAUAACAAAAAAACUGUUUUAUCAAUUUAAAAAAUAUCAACAAACAGUGUUGUUAAUACUCCAUCAUGAACAAUUACUUUUUUUUUUUUUUUUUUAAUUUAUCUCAAUCAAAAUAAAGCUGAUAAAUCAAAGAACUUUAUCAUUAAUUUAAUGAUAAAUUAUUUAUAAUUUAAUAGAUUAAAAUGACUUUGAGAUUUGAUGAAAAAAAAAUAGUUUUGUUUUGCUCAUUGAAGCUACUAAAAAAUUAAAACUAAAUUAAUUUUUCACAUCAAUAAAUAAUAACACUUUAUAAAUAAUAAUACUUUUCUUAAUUACAAAAAAAAAUAAUAAUAAUAAUACAAACAUAAAGUAAAUAGAUUCAACUUCUAUUCAACACUCACUUUUCAAUAAUUUUUUGUUAAUAAAUACGCAAAUGUAAUUUAAAUUAAUGCACAUAUCCCAAAUCUGUAUGAUUAUUAUUUUCUUUUUGUUUUUUCAUUAUUUCCAUGUAACAGUAUCAUUUGAGUAAUAUUAAUGUCAAUAAUAAAUAUACAUACAGCUUAA
This is a messenger RNA of Aphidius gifuensis, 2126 nucleotides long. RefSeq names its product gametocyte-specific factor 1 homolog. The record is from RefSeq and is a predicted model, not a curated record. The transcript is spliced from 4 exons. Bases 542 to 1411 code for a protein of 289 amino acids. NCBI's taxonomy places the organism in Eukaryota, Metazoa, Arthropoda, Insecta, Hymenoptera, Braconidae.